Molecule: messenger RNA, 879 nt
Organism: Penicillium verhagenii
Lineage: Eukaryota; Fungi; Ascomycota; Eurotiomycetes; Eurotiales; Aspergillaceae
Product: polyamine acetyltransferase
Exons: 3
Coding region: 1-879 (292 amino acids)
Cellular component (GO): cytoplasm
Molecular function (GO): aralkylamine N-acetyltransferase activity
Source: RefSeq, a predicted model, not a curated record
AUGUCUGAUCCCAGCGAGCAAUCUUCGGAGUCCAUGCCCGGACAGGAUAACGGCUUGAAGCCAUUGUCGAACGCGGACGACUUGUCACUCGGCAAUGCUAGCAACAGCGAGCUCUCUCGUAUCAUGAGCCGCGCGGGUAUUGCACUGGCCAAUGGGUUCCCGCUUGAUGAUGACGAAGACGAGGAGGAGGAAGUGGAGGGAGAUUAUGUCGCAGUCGAUCAGGAAGAGGACGCCAACGAUUUCCCAUACUGGUUCCGCCGACCCCCAACACACCACCGCACCAAGCUUGAUGAACUGCACCCUUUCGUCCAGCUUCUUUCCGCGUCCAACGUGGAUGACUGCAUGACCGUGGAGAAUGCUUUCCCAGAACAGGAGCGUUGCUCGCGUGACAAGUUCAUCUACCGUCUUUCCAGGUGCCCUGAGCUAAGCCUGGGCCUUUUCACUUUGCCUCUCUACGGGGAUGACCCCAAGCCUCGGGCUACCCUCGUUGGACAUAUCAUUGCCACCCGCACCUCGUCGCCUAGCGUGACAGAUCGAUCAAUGCGCUUACCCAACAACUGGCAAAGUGAGCGCUGGACAUUUGAAGACGAUCAGGCGGUUGGCCAUGAAGAGGGCGGUAGCACUAUUGCCAUUCAUUCGCUGGCUGUGCUACCUGAGCACCAAGGCAAGCAGGUCGGUAGCACGUUGAUGAAGUCGUAUAUUCACCGCAUCCGGGAGGCUCAGAUUGCCGAUCGGAUUGCGAUUAUCGCCCAUGACCACUUGGUCCCCUUCUAUGAAUCAUUUGGCUUUGAAAACCGUGGCCUCAGCAAGUGCCAAUUCGGUGGUGGUGGAUGGGUGGAUCUGGUCUUGGAGUUUGGCAAUGAGCCCGAGUCCAGCUAA